This is a messenger RNA of Dentiscutata heterogama, 494 nucleotides long. The record is from the annotation of a GenBank genome assembly. Lineage: Eukaryota; Fungi; Glomeromycota; Glomeromycetes; Diversisporales; Gigasporaceae.
AAACUGAUAACAAUAAUAAUGGUUCUACAAAAUCUUCAUCGAAAGAAGUUCUCAAUUACAUUGAACAUAUUCUUGGAUUUAAUGCUCGAACCAAAUCAUCGCAAUCAAAUGAACCUGUACCAAUUCAAUCAAGAGUUAAUAUAAUUAAUAUUAGCAGUUUAAAUGCUGCCGCUAUUCAUCAACAAGAACUUAAAGAAUUUUUUGAAUCUACCUCUAAAAGCCUCCAUACAUUACAAGACAACUUAAUGUUUCUUCAAAAUCUAAUUAACUCUGAACAACCAUCAGAACAAGAAUAUUUUAACAGUAAUGAUCAAGACACCUUAUUGCAUCAUCUUAACGGUAUUAUUACUUCAACCUCCUUCAGAGAAGCACAGAAUCUAGUUGAUGUUAUGUCUGAAGAAAUAAAACCUCAUAAGCACAUAACUUCUAACACCAAUAUUCUUCCACUAAAACAAGAAAAAAGACAGUUACGAAAACCAUCUUACACAAGUUGA